AUGGCAUUGUUAAGUGCAGUUUGUGAAUCCUGGAACAAAUUGAGUUUAAUUGAUUAUAUUAAUAAUUGUUAUAAAUACUGCAAAUCUGACGAACCAAAUCAACAAUUUAUUGUUAUACUGCUGUGUAGUUCACAUUUUCAACACAUGAUAUCUACAUGUGUUAAAUCCAUCACAAAGAGCAAAAAAAUGCAUGACUUUAUUUUGGACUGUACCGCAUUAUUGAUCAUAAGUACAAAUAUGAAUUCAAUAAGGACUACUAUCCGAUUAAUGUUUAAUAUUCUCCUAAAUCGGAAAAGAACUUUGUGCUGUGCUCACAGUAUGAAUGCGUUAAGUAAUCAGUGUCAUUCGGUUAAAGCAAAAGAACCAACAAGCAAUGAUGACGUUUCUGAUGACGAAGCAAAGUUUAUCUAUGGCAGCAGCAGCAACUUUAAAGAGAAAAGUAUGUUAAAUGUUUUAUAUUGA
This is a messenger RNA of Macrosiphum euphorbiae (potato aphid), 462 nucleotides long. The record is from the annotation of a GenBank genome assembly. NCBI's taxonomy places the organism in Eukaryota, Metazoa, Arthropoda, Insecta, Hemiptera, Aphididae.